Messenger RNA from Aspergillus udagawae, 345 nucleotides. RefSeq lists its product as uncharacterized. The transcript has a single exon. NCBI's taxonomy places the organism in Eukaryota, Fungi, Ascomycota, Eurotiomycetes, Eurotiales, Aspergillaceae. The record is from RefSeq and is a predicted model, not a curated record. The coding region runs from base 1 to 345 and encodes 114 amino acids.
AUGACCAUCCCGUCGGAGGUUAAAUGGCUGGAUGAUGGGGCAAUUCACUGGACGGUUGUCUGCCUAACGCCAACUGCCUUCUGGCCCUCAGAGAAGUCCUACUCGGAGCAAACCGCGCCUUUGCUUAUGGCCCAGUCGCUACAGUAUGUGUGUCGCGCCCUCCAGGAUGUCUCCCAACGCUGGCGAACUCUUCUAGAAGCACUGGAGGAGGUUGUCGACAAUCACCAGUUUUUCCAGGACCCAGAGAACUUGGCCGACAGGCUGUUAGAUGACGACUCGUUUUCGACUUCAAAGAGAUAUUUCUGGGCCAUCAACUUUCUGCACGUUCAUCCACUUGACCGAUGA